Messenger RNA from Micromonas commoda, 570 nucleotides. RefSeq lists its product as hypothetical. The record is from RefSeq and is a predicted model, not a curated record. Lineage: Eukaryota; Viridiplantae; Chlorophyta; Mamiellophyceae; Mamiellales; Mamiellaceae. The transcript has a single exon. Bases 1 to 492 code for a protein of 163 amino acids.
AUGCCACCCGCCACCCGCCCCAAGAAAGUGAGGGAGGAGAACGUGGUGAACGAUGAUAAAAACUGGAGGCUGAGAAUCAAGGAAGAGACGGAAUCGCAGAGGCACUUCGAGUCGGAGUGGGGAUUUUUACUUCCAGACUACGAUAGUAGAUCGGAGGCGACGAGGGGACCGAUCGAGAUGAAGAAGAGUGCAUAUUACGACUACCAAACAAGGCAAUGGACUGUGCUCGAAAAGCGUGUCACCGCACCCUCUGCGCAGCAGUCUUCGGAGUCCGACGAGGUGGCGGACUCAAAAUCUGUCGCAGGCGUGACGGCUGCGACACACCAGACCCUCAUGGAUUCGAUCCCGGCGAACACCGCUUUCCUGACAAGCAACCGGGCCUAUGGCGCCCGCAAGACGCUCGAGUGCUUUGGGACGAGCGAGUACGGGGUGAGGGCGAUACAGAAAAACAUGGCGAAAUCGUUAGAAUUCAGACCGAUGCAUCCGUUCUGAGGGACGCCGGGGAAGAGGAACGACACUGUACUAUCUCUAAAGUUCUUUGUAAAGUUACGCUCAACUAAGAUUCUGCCA